AUGAGCCACGAAGAGCUCUUGGCGCACCAGCUCGACCUGCACCACAAGAUCCAGCAGCAGAUGCAGCUGCAGAUGGAGAUGAGCAUGCAAUUAGGGGCGCGCCAGUCGCUCGCCAAGGUCGAGCCGGACCUCGGCGACAGUGUCUUUGACAUGCUGGACGACCUGAUUAUGAUCCCGUCGGGCGCGAUUGCCUCGUCCGAGCGCGGGUCGCUGUCGAAGCAAGCGCGGGAGAAGGCCAGGGGCACGACGGGUGAGGACGAGGACGAAGAUGGGACAGACGACAAGCGCUUGUCCGGUGCAAUGGGGUCGGGCAGCGUGAGCAGCAGUCGCGACAGCCUCGCCGAUAUUCUCGAGUCUCUGGACAUGGACCUGGAUGUAGACGACGACCAUGACCGCGACCGGGACGACGCAGACGGAGAUAAUGACGAUACGCUGUCGUGUGGCAGUGGACGGUCGAAAGCGUCUGGGAACAGUGGCACGCUAGACGAAGGAGACUUGGACGAUUUGCGUCUGGAGCUGGACAACCUCGACCUCGACUCCGAUGUCCACUAUGGCUCGGACCAAAGCUCGAGCACGGACAAAGCAGACAAGAGCGAAGCAAUGAAUGAACGGGCGCCACCAGCUGCUGAAGAAGAGUUUGUGCACUUGCGCCGGUCGUCGCUGGACCUGCUCGCGUCGAUGCGAAACAGUACAUCGGGUAUGAUGAAUCACAACGUGACGGCCAAUAUGUGUACGUUGAUAUGGGAAGGAGGGUUGCUGGGACUGAGGCUGCGGCAUUCGCAGUCGCAAUCGAUGCCAGCCGUGUCCAAGAUCACGGGCAAGAGCUCGAUUUUCGGCAUCCACCUUGUCGACGUUGGCGACUUGUUGUUGCAGAUUGGACAUCAAAGCACACGGGAUAUGGAGUUUGACGACGCGAUCAGGUACUUGAAAGAGGUUGCAAAGCCUUGUCGACUCGUUUUCCGACGGCUAAUGGCCGACCCGAUGGCAGUAAAGCCAGUACAACCAAAGGUGAUGAGCACGAUUGGGUUGAAGCUUGCCGCCAAGUUCGAAGAACUGACGGCAGCGGAGAAUGAGAAGUAUCCGCCGCAACCAGCUGUGAAGCUCGAGUCCAAGUACGAGAUUAAGUGGCUCGAUGGACCGCUCGGGAUCAGUCUUAUUGCGAGUAAAGACAUACCGUACCCUCUAGUGACGCGCAUUACGGGAAAGAACCGCUCGCCGCAGGUCCAGGACGUUCAGCCAGGGCACUACCUGGUACAGAUUGGCAACUACAGCACUACCGAUGGAAAUUUUAACACGGCGAUCAAGUUUUUGCAAAAGGUGCAGAAGCCAGUGUCGCUAUUUUUUUGCCCGGGCAACAAGAAGAUGUCGUCUCGACCGGAUCCUACCGAUGAUGAGUAUGACCACAUUUGGGAAAAGAAGCAGCCGCUGUGUUUUACAGUCCGGCCAAAUGCUGCUGGUCACAUGGUUGUAGCAGACUUGGGUAGCGCUAAAUCCAUAAAGGUGAAGAUCAAGGGUGCGCCGAAUAAUGUGGCAGCGUUUGUGAGCUCAGGGGACCGCAUCGUGUGGAUCAAUGACGAAAGCGUGAAAGACCUGAGUUUCCACGAAUCGUUGCUCAAGCUGCGCACAGCCAAGCGUCCACUGGUCAUUCGGUUCAAGAAGGGCUCUCCCGAACACGCGAUCGCUGGUUUGACGUCCGCUAGCAUACAGUCUGGACCCAAGUUCGCAGCUUUGACGCCAUCACUGGCAUCAUCUUCCGUAUCGUCGUCGAUGUCCUCCACCUCAUCGUCGCUAUCACUUUCUUCUACCACUUCGUCGUCCUCUGCGAGGGAAAAUGUAGCGCUUGCAACCGAGACAUCACCUCCCAAGUCUGUGCAGCCACCAGCAGUUCCACUUCCACCUCGAAGCUUCAUGAAUCCGCUGAAAAAGAUGAGCAUAGCUCUUGGCAAUCACUCAAAAGACAAUGCUCAUACUAUGUCGAGCGCGAAAAUGCAGAACGAGCACAGGAAAUACCAGGAUAAACAGGCACAUCAGCCGCCGCCGCCACCACAGCAACAGCAUCAGCAGCAACAGUUGCAGCCGCAUGCAGCCCCAGAAGCGUCUCAAAGCAGAUAUCGAGGCCACGCCGAUCAGGAAGCAAAACGAUCGGCUCAUGAUGCGAGACAAGUGAAUACACCGCCAUCCACUGCACAAAGAAAUUCAGCACAGGGUUCAAGAGGAGGCUACCUCACUACUGCGUCUGAUGUGGUGCUCACGAGUAAGGACCCAUCUCCUCGAUCGGCGUCUGGUUCAGACCACAUUAGUGGAGUUCGGAACGACACGCAUUAUCGCGCUGCGGAUACACAGAAUAAAGCACGCAACCUGGAGCAGGGACUGCGCAAAUCGCCACUGGUAAAGUCUGUUAACGACCCGAUUGACAGCGACACGCCGUUGAAACCGCUUUCACAGAGCGGUCAUCACCCCGGUUCCUUGCCUCACAUAUUGAGUAGCGAAGCCAGCAGCUCAAUGGAAAAGGAACGGGCGAUGGAUAACGACGUAUACGAGGUCGUGUGGCCUGAGGGCACGGCUCUUGGUCUGACGCUGCGAGUGCAUCCGACGACGAGAUUUCCCGUGGUGGCUCGCGUGACUGGCACUAGCAACCUCAAGAACAUUGAGCAUGUGUCACCGGGGGACAUUUUGUUUGCGGCCAACAACAUGAACAUUGUGCCGCAGCCAAAGUUCAAGCAGACUCUCGAGAACUUGUCACGUUUGCCAAAGCCUGCAGUGUUGCGCUUCCGGCGUUCAUCACCUGCGGCAUAUGCGGCAGGACGGGCGGAGGAGACGGAUCAGACGCUGCUGCGUGGACCGCCGUUGAAUGACCGCGAGUAUGAGCUCGUUUGGCGAGAGAAUGCCAACCUCGGGCUUGUGUUUAGCUCGGAUGCGGACGUGCCAAAGGUGACGAAGGUGGACAUGGACUCGGGUGGGCCCAUGCUGCACAAGGUGUCGGUUGGAGACGUGUUGACGUGGAUUGGGCCCAUGGAGAUCAGCGGGUCAUCUUUUCACUCGUCCAUGGCGACACUGCGCGCCGUCAAGCGGCCUGUCGUGUUACGCUUUUACAAACGUCGGACAUGA
Molecule: messenger RNA, 3108 nt
Organism: Hyaloperonospora brassicae
Lineage: Eukaryota; Oomycota; Peronosporomycetes; Peronosporales; Peronosporaceae
Source: the annotation of a GenBank genome assembly